Talaromyces stipitatus ATCC 10500 is the source of this 1121-nucleotide messenger RNA. RefSeq names its product non-canonical purine NTP pyrophosphatase, rdgB/HAM1 family. NCBI's taxonomy places the organism in Eukaryota, Fungi, Ascomycota, Eurotiomycetes, Eurotiales, Trichocomaceae. Gene Ontology annotation, biological process: nucleoside triphosphate catabolic process. Gene Ontology annotation, molecular function: nucleoside triphosphate diphosphatase activity. Bases 101 to 523 code for a protein of 140 amino acids. The transcript has 3 exons. Gene Ontology annotation, cellular component: cytoplasm. The record is from RefSeq and is a predicted model, not a curated record.
ACCUCCCCUCUGUGAUAUAUCAACAACCAACAGUCACGUUUCGAGCUACACUAUACACAACUAAAAUUGGUAAAUCCAAUAACACCUACAAACAGCCAAAAUGAAGACCCUCAACUUCAUAACUGGCAACAAAAACAAACUCAGCGAGGUGCGCGCUAUACUGGGCGAUGCAGUUGUCGUUGAUAACAAAUCCGUCGAUGUUCCCGAGAUACAGGGGACUAUUGAAGAGAUUGCAAAGGAGAAAUGCCGGAGGGCUGCUGAUGCGGUCGGAGGCCCAGUGUUGACAGAGGACACUGCACUCGAAUUUCACGCCUAUAAAGGCCUUCCAGGCCCAUACAUUAAAUCAUUUCUCGAAGCUUUAGGGCAUGAAGGUCUUAACAAAAUGCUCGACUCUUUUGACGACCGUUCCGCCGAGGCGGUAUGUACAUUUGCAUUCUCGAAUGGACCUGGUGAAGAACCCCUUAUCUUCCAAGGAAGGACCUUGGUAUGUCUCUCCUGCGUAUACGGCUUCAUUUCAGACUGAUUUGGGUUCCUGACAUUGAGGAUUCUGGUGUAGGGCAAAAUUGUACCGGCUCGAGGACCGCCAAACUUUGGUAUGUCUGACACUCAUUCAUGAUGAUACUUAACCUUUCAUCUGCUCUGCAUACACGAUUGUCUUGGUGAUAGGGCCGGCUGAUUUCUGUUCAUACAUAGGCUGGGAUCCCAUAUUCGAGUACGAAGGCAAGACCUAUGCGGAGAUGGACAAGGAAGAAAAGGUGAGUGAGGCAGGCGAUAAUUCGAAGACAAGAGUAGCCUUGUUGAUAUCAUCGCUCAGAACAAGAUCUCCCACCGUUAUAAAGCCCUCAUGAAGUUGAAGGCAUGGCUGAUUGAAAAUGAGGCGUGAAAAGAUGGAGUAUCGCCUCUCAUAUCCUACGACAAAGGCCCUGCAUGUUCUUCAGGCGUCCGUAGCUUCUUCCGAAUGAGAUUUCUUCCAUGCUUCUACCCAAGCAGAUAUCCUAGCACAAUUGCUCUCAAUCUCAUCGCUGUUCUCGCUCGUUAAUUCAAUGACAAUUUCCUCGUCAUAGGCCUCUUUCGCUUCUUCGAGUAGUAAUCCGAAAAUUUCAGCGUCCAUGUUUUCGUCC